AUGAUGUCGUGUCCAACGGUCAGCGCCACCAAUAUCACCGGUGGUGUCGUAGCCGUUGACUGUCACAAGCAAGUUCGGUCGCGGAGGCUUCUCCGCUCUUUGGCAGAGCUACUCAUCCCCACCUGCAAAUGUGUUUUCCUUGAGCAAAACCACAAUUCUGUCGGGGAAAUCACCUCCCACAAGUACUAUCCUCCGCGGCGUAGUUCCGUUUCGUCGACUCUCAUUACAGGCACCAUAUUUGGUGGUCGUCGUGGAAAAGUUAGCCUCUGCAUCCAAACGGACCCCAAAUCCCGGAACCCACUUCUCCUUCUUGAACUAGCAGUUCCCACGACGGCGCUUGCCAAGGAAAUGAGGAAUGGGACUUUGCGUAUAGCCUUGGAGUGCACGGCUAUAGGGAAUAAUGUUGUGGAUUCUUCAUGCUCUCUCUUGUCCAUGCCAGUUUGGAGAAUGUACUGUAAUGGACGAAUAGUGGGGUUUGCGUUUAAGCCCAAGCCUACGCAGGGGGAUAUAGAAGUUUUGCAGCUGAUGGAGAAGGUAGAAGUUGGCGCUGGCACCAUAAGUGCCAAGGAAAUGAACGGUGAGGAUGAGAUCAUGUACCUCCGCAGCAACUUUGAGAGAGUUCGGGGAUCGUUGGAUUCCCAGUCCUUUCACUUGAUCGACCCAGAAGGCAACAUCGGCCAGGAGCUCAGUAUUUUCUUCCUCCGCAACCAGUGA
This is a messenger RNA of Thlaspi arvense, 714 nucleotides long. NCBI's taxonomy places the organism in Eukaryota, Viridiplantae, Streptophyta, Magnoliopsida, Brassicales, Brassicaceae. The record is from the annotation of a GenBank genome assembly.